GCUCUAAAACUUAAAGCAAUGCAAUACCUUGACUUUCAUAAUUGAUAAUGUCUCUCCAGAGACCAAAUGAUGAUAGAGGGGAUAGCUUUGUUGGAUCACCUAAAGACAACCAGGCUGAGGCUGAGAGUUCAAGUGCAGCACUAGAUCCUCUAAAGAUCAGGAAUCCUAAUGGUCAGCUGAUGGUGGAACAAGAUAAGCAGAAAAAAGGAAAUGAAAAUCAAACUAAUGAAAUUGGUUCUUCAAAUUUGCUAUCUGCUGGUGAAUCUUAUCGAUCAAUGGGAGAGAUUUUGUCCUCAAUGGAUCCAGGCCAUCCUGUACCUGCAUUGGGACUUGAGUCCUCCACUGAGAAGCCACUGGGUAAACCUAAGGUUCAUUCAAAGAGAACAUUCUGGGGACGGACAAUGUGAGUUAAUUUUUGAUGAUUUAUUAUCUAAUUGUGAGGACAUUCCAGAUUGUAUGCAUAAUGAUAUAGGACACAAUGCAUCAAUUGAUAGGAGGCGCAGUUUAAAGUUCAACUAAUUUAAGAAUCUGCUUAUGUGGACCUUUCUGAAUGUGGCAAUAGACUUCAGAUGGUUACAAGAUUUUUGGGCACUCAAUAUUUGGCUUGAAUUUCUGCAUAGGAAAAGUUUAACUGCCAACCUAUAAUCUUGUGAUUCAUCACAAACUUUGUUCAACGUUAAUUCUCUACUCAUCUGAAAACAUCUCUGUAACUUAAACUUUGUUAUUCAUUGUGUGUGGAGAUACAUAUGCUUUAUUAGAUUCAAGGAUGUAAAUGUUAGAUGUUCUACUUGGAGUUUAGAUACUUAUAUGCUUUAGUAUUCAUUGUGUGUGUAAAAUCAUUCUCACAAUGAAUCCUCCUUUGACUUUUUCUUAUACAGGCCAGGAAGACACCUUCAACAGAAUCGGUUGAUUCUUCUGGAGAAGAAGAGUAAGAUACUCUCAUUAGAUGUGUUCUUGUUUAAAAUGUUAAUACAUGCACUUUUGAAAUGUUUGUUCUUGCUUUAUGUGUUUGCUUUCUGACACUGUUAUUUUUUAAUAAGAACCUUGUCAUUUUUUUUUUCAUAUGAAGGAAAUUUCUUCUUUUUCUUCUUAUUCCUAAUUUUUGGUGUUACUUUGGAAGAGGGUAUAUUUUCAGAUCUCUUUAAUAACUUCCUCUGUAGAGAGGGAGAGGUUUGAAUGAUUGAAUACAAUUAAAUGUAUGGUUGCCUGGGUAUUUGCUGCCAUCAACUGUUAUUGCAUUUGAUUGUUGGAAGGAUGAACUUUGAUCUCUUUUAGCAUUCUUUGGAUAAACUGACUAGAUUCUU
This is a messenger RNA of Rubroshorea leprosula, 1304 nucleotides long. Lineage: Eukaryota; Viridiplantae; Streptophyta; Magnoliopsida; Malvales; Dipterocarpaceae. The record is from the annotation of a GenBank genome assembly.